Messenger RNA from Helianthus annuus (common sunflower), 1659 nucleotides. Its product is annotated as 3-oxoacyl-[acyl-carrier-protein] synthase, mitochondrial. Gene Ontology annotation, biological process: fatty acid biosynthetic process. The record is from RefSeq and is a predicted model, not a curated record. Gene Ontology annotation, molecular function: 3-oxoacyl-[acyl-carrier-protein] synthase activity. The transcript has 14 exons. The coding region runs from base 52 to 1473 and encodes 473 amino acids. NCBI's taxonomy places the organism in Eukaryota, Viridiplantae, Streptophyta, Magnoliopsida, Asterales, Asteraceae.
GGGUUUAACAUUCUUGUUCAAACUCUACAACCAACUUAUCACUCUGCUACAAUGAACCGCCACCGGUGGCGUCAAUCGGCGGAGCUAUGCCGCCGCAUCCACCGUCGUUUCUCCUCUUCAACCGCUUCUCUUCACCCCUUCAAACCGCCCCCAUUCUCCCCUCAAAGAAGAGUUGUCGUCACUGGUUUAGGAAUGGUAACUCCAUUAGGAUGUGGAGUAGAAGCCACAUGGAAGCGGUUAAUCGAUGGGGCAAGCGGUGUUAAGGCUUUAUCUAUUCAAGACCUAAAAAUGAGUGGAUUUGAUGAAGAUACUCAGUUGUAUACAUUUGAUCAGUUGACUUCAAAAGUGGCUGCUAUUGUGCCUUGUGGUACUAAUCCUGGUGAAUUUAACGAGUCGUUAUGGCUCGAUUCUAAGCAUGGUAAAUCAAUUGCAAGGUUUAUAAGCUAUGCGUUGUGUGCUGCGGAUGAAGCACUUAGAGACGCAAAUUGGAUGCCCUCUGAGCAAGAGGACAAGGAGAAUACCGGAGUUUCUAUAGGUGGGGGAAUUGGAAGCAUCGGUGAUAUACUAGAUGCAUCGCAAUUGAUCUGUGAGAAGAGACUCCGUCGUCUUAGUCCUUUUUUUGUCCCUCGGAUUUUGAUAAACAUGGCAGCUGGUCACGUAAGCAUGAAAUACGGCUUCCAGGGUCCCAACCAUGCUGCGGUGACGGCUUGUGCCACGGGGGCAAAUUCAAUCGGUGAUGCAGCAAGAAUGAUCCAGUUUGGCGAUGCUGAUGUCAUGGUGGCCGGAGGAACAGAGGCCAGCAUCGAUGCUUUAUCUAUAGCAGGGUUUUGCAAGUCAAGGGCACUAUCUACAAAGUUCAAUUCAAACCCUCAAGAAGCUUCAAGACCUUUUGAUUGUGAACGAGAUGGAUUUGUCAUAGGGGAAGGUGCUGGUGUUCUUGUCUUGGAAGAACUUGAACAUGCAAAAAAGAGAGGAGCAAAUAUUUAUGCAGAGCUUCGUGGUUAUGGGAUGUCAGGUGACGCACAUCACAUCACACAACCACAUGCGGAUGGAAGAGGCGCUGUUUUGGCCAUGACACGCGCUUUAAAGCAGUCGGGUCUUCUUCUAAAUCAAGUGGAUUAUGUGAACGCCCAUGCGACAUCUACACCUCUGGGUGACAUGGUGGAAGCCCAAGCAAUUAAAUCUUUGUUUUCCGAACAUGCAACAUCCGGUGCCUUGGCCUUUUCGUCCACAAAGGGUGCUAUUGGGCAUCUUCUUGGAGCUGCUGGAGCUGUUGAGGCGAUAUUCACGGUUCUUGCCAUACAUCAAGGAAUCGCUCCUUUGUCACUUAAUCUGAGUAACCCGGAUCCUAUAUUCAAAGAAGCUUUCAUGCCGUUGACCAAGUCAAAGGAGAUGCAGAUCCGAGCAGCGUUAUCAAAUGCGUUUGGGUUUGGAGGAACAAAUGCCGCACUUCUAUUUUCAACCAUCUCAUAACAAAAUCUUGUUCUUUUAGCAAGCAAACUAGAGUUUAUUAUGAUCAAUUUUGACUGUGAACUAUGAGUUUUUGGAAUCUUUGAUUUCUUUUCUUUUUUUUUUUCAAGGAUGCUGAUUUUUGAAUUGAUACAAUGGCUUCAUUACUUGAAUCUCAGAAUUCUAAAUAUGCACAAAAUUUGAAGUUAA